Malaclemys terrapin pileata is the source of this 1408-nucleotide messenger RNA. Its product is annotated as 24-hydroxycholesterol 7-alpha-hydroxylase. Gene Ontology annotation, molecular function: oxidoreductase activity, acting on paired donors, with incorporation or reduction of molecular oxygen; iron ion binding; steroid hydroxylase activity. NCBI's taxonomy places the organism in Eukaryota, Metazoa, Chordata, Testudines, Emydidae. Bases 1 to 1392 code for a protein of 463 amino acids. The record is from RefSeq and is a predicted model, not a curated record. The transcript has 12 exons. Gene Ontology annotation, biological process: bile acid biosynthetic process; cholesterol homeostasis.
AUGGACACAGAUGUUACUGUUGUCUUGUCUUUAGUCCUUGGACUUAUUAUUAUCAUGUAUUUUUUGUUUCAGCCAAGAAAUCCAAAUUCCCCACCUUUUAUCCGCGGCUGGAUCCCUUGGUUUGGAGCUGCAUUUCAGUUUGGGAAAGCUCCUCUGAAGUUUAUAGAACAAGCCAGAAUCAAGUAUGGACCAGUGUUCACCGUGUACAUUCUGGGAAAUCGAUUCACCUUUGUGACUGAGAUAGAGGAUGUUCUUGAAUUUCUGAAGUCUAAAGAAGCAGAUUUGGAUGAAGCAGUGCAGCAAGCCGUCCAACGCACAGUUUCAAUCUCCAAAGAAAGCUUUCAUCAGAACCGUAGCAUGUUCUUCAAAUUGAUGGUACAACAACUGAGUUCCUCUAACCUGCAUCAGUUCUCUGAGACUCUGUGUAAAGAAUUCAGCGAGCACGUGGAGCAUUUGGGCAAAGAAGGAACUGAGGAUCUCUGUGACCUAGUAAGGCAUAUCAUGUAUCCAUCAGUAAUGAAAACCCUGUUUGGGAAAAGGUUCUGUCCAACAACUGAGGAGUUUGAAAGGCAUUUUCAGAAUUACGAUGAAGGAUUUGAAGUCGGGUCCCAGAUGCCUGAAUUUUUUUUAAGGAACUGGUCUAAAUCCAAAACUUGGUUACUUAACGUAUUUGAAGGGAUUGCAACAGACAUAAAGAAAGACAAAUCUUCAGAAAGUGGCUCUAAGACACUAAUACAGCAUGUCCUGGACAAUUUGCAAGGAAAUGGAGCGUCCAGUUAUUUGCUGCUCUUGUUCUGGGCUUCCCAAGUUAAUGCUGUUUCAGGUGCCUUUUGGACCCUGGCAUUUAUACUAUCCAACCCUUCUGUUUACAAGAACAUCAUGGAGGACAUAGGUUCUGUUUAUGGCAAAGCAGGGGAAGCUAGGAUUGAAGUCUUUGAAGAUGACCUUAAGAAACUCUCAUCAAUUAAGCAGUGUGUUUUGGAAGCCUUACGGCUAACAGCCCCAGGUUCAAUCAUAAGGAAAGCAAUGAAGCCACUAAAAGUUCAGAAUUUUGUCAUUCCACCUGGUGACUUGCUGAUGGCAUCUCCUUAUUGGUUGCACAGGAAUCCAAAAUAUUUCCCUGAGCCUGAAAUGUUUAAGCCUGAUCGUUGGGAAGAGGCAACGUUAAAGAAGAAUGCUUUCUUGGACGGCUAUUUGGCAUUUGGAGGAGGAAAGCACCGGUGUCCAGGAAGAUGGUUUGCUCUAAUGGAGAUUCAUAUGUUAGUUAUUAUACUCCUUUAUAAAUAUCAGCUUACUCUUUUGGACCCAAUGCCAAAGCAGAGUCUUCUCCAGUUAUCAAGGGUGUGUCACCCCGAUGGACCAUGCAGAGUGCAGUAUAAACUCAGAGAAUGAAAAUUUUAUUUUAUUA